Messenger RNA from Verticillium dahliae VdLs.17, 885 nucleotides. RefSeq lists its product as uncharacterized. Gene Ontology annotation, biological process: translation. Gene Ontology annotation, molecular function: ribosomal large subunit binding. Lineage: Eukaryota; Fungi; Ascomycota; Sordariomycetes; Glomerellales; Plectosphaerellaceae. The transcript is spliced from 2 exons. Bases 1 to 885 code for a protein of 294 amino acids. The record is from RefSeq and is a predicted model, not a curated record. Gene Ontology annotation, cellular component: mitochondrion.
AUGAACAGCUUCCGCGCCCACAGGCUGGCCCUCCCACGCGCCAAUGCUAUCAUCAGAGCUGCAGCAAGCCAGAAUGUAGCUCCCAUGUCCGCCGCUCUCGUGGUGGUGCUCCCGAGAGCAGCCUCCUCCCCGUCCCGCAGCUUCCAUACGACGCCCGCGGCCCUCAAGAAGUCCAAAGCCAAGAAGAUGGUCGAGCAGCAAGAGCACAACCCCUCCUCAUCACAAUCAUCGGCCUCGUCCUCCCGAAACUCAGCCUCGACGUCAGCCGCCGACCACGACGACGACGCCGACGCCGCGAGGCACCCCAAGCCCGACGCCGCCGACCCCCUCAACACGGACGACCUCACAUCCCGCUGGGCGGCCCUCGACACGCACUUCCGCGACGCCCUCCGGCGCCUUGCCACGGGCGGCCGCUUCAACCCCGACUCGAUCGGCGCCCUGCCCGUGGCCCCCAACCCCAAGUCCCCCGAGCGCUUCCCGCUGCGCGAGCUCGCCCAGGUCGUCCCCAAGGGCGGCCGCACCGUCGCCCUGCUCGCCCACGACAGGGCCCACCUCAAGCCCAUCUCGGACGCCGUCCAGGCGAGCCCCGACUUUAACCAGCAGCCCCAGCCGAGCCCGGACAACGACCUCGAGCUGCUGCUCAAGGUCGAGCCCGAGCGCAAGGAGGACCUCGUCGCCAAGGCCAGGGCGCUGACCCUCGCCUGGCGCGAGAGGGUGCGCCAUGCGAGCGACCGCAGGAAGAAGGUCGUCGCCAAGUGGGCCAUGCAGAAGGAGAUUGGGCCCGACCUGCGCAAGAGGGUCGAUGCCGAGGCGCAAAAGCAGCAGAAAAAGGUCAUGGACGGCAUCGACCAGGUUGAGAAGCAGACGCUGCAGCAGUUCAAGUAG